Messenger RNA from Saprolegnia parasitica CBS 223.65, 2521 nucleotides. RefSeq lists its product as hypothetical. The transcript is spliced from 13 exons. Gene Ontology annotation, molecular function: phosphatidylinositol kinase activity; G protein-coupled receptor activity. Gene Ontology annotation, biological process: cell surface receptor signaling pathway; phosphatidylinositol metabolic process; G protein-coupled receptor signaling pathway. Bases 17 to 2521 code for a protein of 834 amino acids. NCBI's taxonomy places the organism in Eukaryota, Oomycota, Saprolegniomycetes, Saprolegniales, Saprolegniaceae. The record is from RefSeq and is a predicted model, not a curated record. Gene Ontology annotation, cellular component: membrane.
CCCGGAACCGAGGUGCAUGGACGCAGCGACGGCGACCACCCGCGCGGCCAGCGACGCCGACUCGCAGCCGACGACGGUCGGGUCGACCUUGGGGCUCAGCGAUGGACCUGCCUCGCCCACUGCACGCGAUCUACCUGCGACGCCCGAGGCCCGGCCAAGCGGGAGCUGCAUUGGGCCGCUCAAGGAGCUCUACCACCUCGUGCGAAGCGGGUCGGGCCAGCUUCUGCGGACGACGGUCGUGGCGACGGCAGCCGCGUCCGUCUUUUCGAUCGUGCUCUUCAUUUGCGCCAUUGCGUUCCGGGACAAGACCAACGACGGGCCGCUCCAGCUCCCGUCGGGCGUGCUGCUCGGGUCGAUUGGCACGCUCAUCAUGUCGCUCCUUGUGCUGCUCUCGUACCAUUACCUCCCGGCCUGCCGCAACCACUCCAACAUCCUCCUCCUCAACCGAAGCAUCUGCGACCUCCUUCUCGCUGUCUCGUUUUUGCUGGAACCGCUCUGGAACAUGGCAGGCGGGGGUAUCCAGCCCCACCUGUCGUGCCGAUGGCUCUCGGCGACGCGCGAGUACUUGAUCAUGGCGUCCAUGUGCUGGGAGCUCUGCAUGGCGCUCGAUCUCUUUGCCCUCCUCAACGACCCGUUCACGUCGCCGCGCAAGAACCGGCGCAAGUAUCAGCUCAUCGUCCAUGCGUCGGGUCUCGUUGCGGCUGCCAUCAUGCUCUCGGACGACCGCUUCUACGGCGUUUCGGUCGGCGACUUUUGCUGGGUCAAGUGCAGCCGCCUCGCCAGCAGUAGCUUUGUGGCGGUCGAUGCUGGCAUUUGGAUCUUCAUCGCGCUACCCGUGACCAUCUUUAUUGGCACCAACGUUUACGUCUGCACCAUCUCGAUGAAGCGGUUUCGCGGUGGCAUUGAGGCGACGUUGGACCACCGCCGGACGCUCCUCCGCGAAGGGUUUCUGACGACCGUCGCGUUCAUUUUGUACUGGAUGGUGCUCUGGGGUCUCUACGUGGCGUUUUGGCUCGCGACAAGCAACGGCGUGCUCAAGGAGCUCUUCGGCUUCCUCCUCUCGUUCCGGGGCAGCGUCGUCUUCUUCCUCUGGAUCCUCUACAGCACGAGCGACAAAAACAUCAAGCAGGUUCGAUCCCCUACCCAUUUUCUUUCGGUGGCGGAGAGGGAAGACGCGACGCGGGCGCAAACCAACUAUGCUCUCUUGAAGGAGCUCGUGUUUUACACCACGUGCGGCAUCACGAAAGCGGUCCAAGUCGCCAACAAGCGCCAGUCGCUCGAGCUCGGCGAAGCGUCCAUCUUCACCGUGCACCCGCCGCAGCACGAGCACACACUCUUUUCGUGCCAAGAGUGCAAGUUCACCGCCUUCAAACCCGACGUCUUUGGACGACUCCGCGAAUGCUUUGGCAUCGACGAGUGCCAAUUCAUCUCGUCGUUCGCGGACUGCAGCAUCCCCAAGGUUUCGGAAGGCUCGAGCGGCGCCUUCAUGUUCUUUACGACCAACGGCGCGUACAUUGUCAAGAGCCUCACCAAGCGCGAGAGCACCUUCUUGGAUGGCAUGACGGACGCGUACGCGGCCUACUCGAUGGAGCUCUACGGCCGGACAUCCUAUUUUGUGGUGAUGGAAAACCUCUUUGACAAGCAGCACGCGGUGCACCACCGGUAUGACAUCAAAGGCUCGUGGGUCGACCGGAACGCCGAGAAGGCGCGGUAUGGCGCCGAAGCCACGUGCCGGUACUGCAACAUGGCAUUUCGAAGCGGUGCACGCGAUACGUGUCCCAACCGUGCGGGCUUUCACUCGCCCAACGUUGUGCUCAAGGACAUGGACUUGACGACCAAGGUCCGCCUCGGGCACGGCCACGGCGCGGCCGUGCUUCAACAGCUCAAGCAAGAUAGCGACUUUCUCUGCGAGAAAGGCAUUAUGGACUACAGUCUCCUCCUCGGUGUCAUUGAAGUCCGCUUCCAAGUCAACGUUCAGAGCAUUUUGCGGGACGAAAUCGACACACUCCCCCUGCCGUCCCUCGACGUCCUCAGCGCCGUCUCGACGAUGCGCACGUCGCAGCGCGCAGUUGCCAAGCAGUCGAUCGCGUGUCUUCGGUCCGCCGAUGUCGUCGUCGGUCCUGGCUUUUACUACAUUGGCUUGAUCGACAUUCUUCAAACGUGGACGCUCGAGAAGCGGUUCGAGCGCUGGUUCAAGACGCUCAUUCUGCGCAAGGACCCAGAUGGCCUCUCAGCCCUGCCGCCAAAGGCCUACCGCGAUCGGUUCCACAAGCGCCUCGACGAGAUCUUUCACGUCAGCGGCGCCGACAGCCCGUCGCCGCUCGACGUGGCAAACAACGCGGACGCUCCGUUGCCAGCCAACGCCAAGAUCUUUCCGGUCGAGUCGGUUGUGGGUGAGCUCAAGCCAUCGUUUAGCUUCCGCAACAACGUGUGGCAGACGGGCGAAGACGACGCGAUUGGGCGCUCGGUCGUCAGAACCGACGUCGAUGGCGCCGAAGCUUCGGGCCGCGUCGACGUAUAA